Molecule: messenger RNA, 944 nt
Organism: Thamnophis sirtalis
Lineage: Eukaryota; Metazoa; Chordata; Lepidosauria; Squamata; Natricidae
Source: RefSeq, a predicted model, not a curated record
AUCAGGUGAAGAGGAAGAUCCUCGUCCUGGACCUGGACGAGACCCUCAUCCACUCGCAUCACGACGGGGUCCUCAGGCCCACCGUGAGGCCGGGAACCCCCCCUGACUUUAUUCUGAAGGUCGUCAUAGAUAAGCACCCGGUCCGUUUUUUUGUACAUAAGAGGCCGCACGUCGACUUUUUUCUAGAAGUGGUNAGCCAGUGGUACGAGCUCGUAGUCUUCACAGCCAGCAUGGAAAUCUAUGGCUCGGCUGUAGCCGACAAGCUAGACAAUAACAGGAGCAUCCUCAGGCGGAGAUACUACAGGCAGCACUGCACUUUGGAGCUGGGCAGCUACAUCAAAGACCUUUCGGUGGUCCACAACGACUUGUCCAGUAUUGUCAUCCUGGACAAUUCUCCGGGGGCCUACAGGAGCCAUCCAGAAAUUAACAAGCGGAUAACGGAGGAGCAAGCGCGGAAAGCCUUCGACAGAGCUACCAAGCUGGAGCAGGAGUUUACAGAAUGCUUUUCAGGACUGGCCCAUUUAAACGAGACAGAGGGAAUCAGGGCUCUCUUCGACUACGACAAGACCAAGGAUUGUGGCUUCUUGAGCCAAGCGCUGAGUUUCCAUUUUGGCGACGUGCUGCACGUCAUCGAUGCCUCCGACGAGGAGUGGUGGCAGGCGCGGCGCGUCCAUCCGGAUGGCGACAGUGACGAGCUUGGCUUCAUUCCCAGCAAGAGGCGGGUCGAGCGACGGGAGUGGACGCGGUUAAAAGCAAAGGAUCGGGGCCCUGGAUCAGGCUCUCAAGGUCGAGAAGAUGCCGUGUUGAGCUACGAAACUGUCGUGCAAAUGGAAGGGCAAGCACUGCAUUUUGGACGUAUCCGCCAACGCCGUCCGGAGGCUUCAAGCCGCUCAGCUUCAUCCCAUCGCCAUUUUCAUCCGACCUCGCUCCCUCGAGAAUGUUUU